AUCUCCUCGAGGCCCAAAAAGCGGCUAAACUAGGCGAGGUGAAAAACAUAUAUCGGUAAGCUUGUUUUUGGUUGACUGACGAGCUUGCUUAUACUAUGGCGCUUUUUCACCGCGGUUUGAACUUGAAGACGCUGUCGCCUCAGUGCAUCUACCGGUCGCGCCCGCAUUGUUCAGUCAGAUAGGCAACUUGAAAGCCGAUGCACUAUGGUCCGAUUGAAACACGGACAUGGCCUGUUGAAUCCGAGCGAUAUCCCAGGCUACCCAAGAACAAGACAUGCCUACCCGAUUUGGGUAUGACAUAGACUCUGCCGAUUCGGGAAUACCUCUCGUUCUAGCCGUCCACUUGUACUCCGCACGGUCUAACGGCGCGAGCAAUGCUCCUCGUGACGUGCUCAGCGCUCCCGGCCAGCUUCUAGAAACGCGCAGGGCCUACCGCGAUACCUGAAAUUGACGAGGAGGGAGAUGUUGGGGUUCCCCCCUAGUCCCUUCUCGUGAUACCCUCAAGCUGUAGCCAUACAAUAUUCUGCCGCGCUCUCGCUGGAUCGACGUGACGGCCGACCAUGCGACCAGAGUUGCCCAUCCUCUCGUUCCUAUGUCUCGUCCUACUGAUGGCUCUUACGCUUCUUCACGUGAACUCACGAAAUGUCGCGGUCCUGGCACUAAUCGGAUGGCUCCUGGUGUGCAGCCUUGUGCAAGGAGUGGAUAGUGUAGCGUGGGCACAAAAUACUGUGGUCCGUACGCCUGUCUGGUGCGAUAUCGCGACCAAGGUGCUCCUUGGUUCUCGACUUGCGAUCCCUGCAGCUUGCUCCAGCAUUUCUUACCAUCUGUAUUUCUUGUCUUCCAACCGAGACGCGAAGCGAAGACCUCAUAGAACUCUCUUCGAAGUUACAUUCUGUAUAGUGUCCCCUAUUUUUUAUAUGGCAUUUCACAUCAUUGUUCAAAACCAUCGCUUCGACCUUACUCAAGACUUCGGCUGCGUGGCCUCGAUUUACACUUCGAGCGCUGCAAUAAUCCUGGUCUGGAUACCACCGUUUCUCUUCUGCACUUCUUCUUUGGUCUUCGCUGGCCUUUCUCUGUUGGCCCACAUCCGCCGGAGCCGGCAGCUCUCAGAUCGAGUGUGCCUCUCAUCACGACUCAUCACGGUCACCUUUCUUCGUCCACUCUUCACAGCUAUUAUUAUCUCCCUGCUCGUUCUCACUGUAUCAAUAUUCGAUUUCGCCGUCGCCUUGACUUCAGAUGGCGGGCUACAGCCUUGGCUAUCUUGGUCUUCGGUGCAUACCAACCUUUCACAAGUCCAGGUUAUUCCACAAAUGGCGUACGCUCACCUGCACCGGAUCGAAGCAUGGUGGUGGGUAGCACCCACCGCCACGUUGGUUUUCUCCUCCACGGCUCUUGUGGGCCUCGUUUACUGCGCACAGACCGCCUCCGGCAACGGGUAUCGCAAUCCCGCACGCUGGUUCCACACGUCCCUAUUCCACAGGUCACGUGGAGACGAAUUUAUCCAAUGCUCCGAAGGCUUCUCCACGCGUUUGACGUCGCAGUUGACGAUACCUUCGCUCUCGCCGCUCUCCCCGACGGAAGCCAUCUCUGGCUGGGACGAUACUGUUCGUUCAGAGAAAGUCAAACCGAAACUUCCGCCUAUCACUUGUUCUCUACCGCCCGUUUUGGCUUCCCCCUCAAAUCCCGGCCCAGAGUCUUCGAAGUCUGCGCAGCACCCGUCGUUGGCAUACAUGCAGUCGCCGUCCAGCCCCGAGCCACCCAUGGCGGCUACACCAGCGCAGCCGCACUGGUCAACACUCUUGAAGAGCCCGCCGCCAAGCCUGGCGAGCGUGCCGUCGUCGUCGCCGGCGGACUCGAUCCUCUCCUCGCCGUGGCCUCGCCCGCCGUCGACGGUACCCGUGACGCCCGUCCUGUCUCCAACAUCGCCGCAGUCUCCGACGGUGCCCGCACCCUCAUACCGCUACGCGCGCCCACCGAGCAUGUCCUCGCUCAGCACGAGCGCCGCGUCGAGCACGAUCAGCGCGAACGCGUACCUCGGCGACCCCGACGCGCUCCUGCACGGCGUGCCGCUCGCUCUGCGUCGCGCGCCCUUCGCCGACGCGGGCAUCCCGGCCCCUACACUGGCCAUGCCGCUUGUCGAGCGGAACCGGAGCCCGCUGAGGCGCAUCCCCAGCCUCGAGGGGUUCCACGCCCGGAAGAUGAGCCUCACAAGGGGCAGUGGCGCUGGUAACAGGAGAGAUGUGCACACAGAGGGGAUCUAUAUGACGGUUGUGCAAGAAACUGUCUGAGUGCUGCGACAACUGUGACCAUCGUUCUCCCCAGGUUACCCUUUUUCAGUUAUUCCUCGUGUUACACUGUUACACACGUAUAUCCUGGCUGUGUCAGGACUCUUCGUGUUUCCCGUCGUUCCUCGGACGAUCCCUUUCCAUACACUUUGCUUUCUUACCUUACUGCUUCUUGUUCGGCGGAUGCUCCAAUUGCGAGUACUUCCACGUUGUAGCAUAUCCUUGCCUGUAUCCUAGCCACCCUCACCUGUCGUAUGUCCAUCGUAUGCCUUCGCCUUUUCCUAUUGAUCUGUUCGAACGAUGAACUGGUU
Messenger RNA from Phanerochaete carnosa HHB-10118-sp, 2596 nucleotides. RefSeq lists its product as uncharacterized. Bases 561 to 2288 code for a protein of 575 amino acids. Gene Ontology annotation, biological process: G protein-coupled receptor signaling pathway. Gene Ontology annotation, cellular component: membrane. Gene Ontology annotation, molecular function: mating-type factor pheromone receptor activity. Lineage: Eukaryota; Fungi; Basidiomycota; Agaricomycetes; Polyporales; Phanerochaetaceae. The record is from RefSeq and is a predicted model, not a curated record. The transcript has 5 exons.